Nematostella vectensis (starlet sea anemone) is the source of this 4089-nucleotide messenger RNA. RefSeq names its product band 4.1-like protein 3. Gene Ontology annotation, cellular component: cytoskeleton. NCBI's taxonomy places the organism in Eukaryota, Metazoa, Cnidaria, Anthozoa, Actiniaria, Edwardsiidae. The coding region runs from base 271 to 1668 and encodes 465 amino acids. The transcript has 2 exons. The record is from RefSeq and is a predicted model, not a curated record.
AAUCAGAGUUGCGAAUCAGUUUACCAACAAACCCCUCAAUUCAAGAUGGACGAUCGAAUACCUUUCGCUUUCGUUUCAAAUACUAGCUUUAAUAAACAUCGAAAUUCUUCCUUAAGGGGCCCCCGAGUAUUGCAGUGAUAAAGAAAUUGCAGGGUAGGGAUACGAAGAAAAAAAAAUAUAGCAACAUUUAUACGGGAAGGACUUGCUAAAAGUGUGUGAAUCCAGUCAACUUUUAUUUGAUUUGGGUGAUCAAAUAAUACAACACAAGCUAUGCCAUCUUCGCCAGCUAAAACAGCUAACACGAAGCUUGUAGAGCCGAACAAGGAGAGAAAGGUGUCUUGUAAACUGCUCUGCGAAGUCGUACUGCUCGACAACACCACUUUUACAGCGACGUUUGAAAAGAAAUCCUCCAAAGGUGGAGAGCUCUUCGAUCGCGUGUGCUCGUUUUUGGGAGUAACCAAAAAAGAAAUCUUCGGCUUACAAUACACAAGUUGGGAAGACGGUGCCUUGAAUUGGCUAGAUAUGAGCAAAGAGAUUCGUAGUCAACGAUCCAAGCCGUAUCACUUUCAGUUCGCUGUAAAGUUUUACCUUCGAAAUCCAAGGGAGCUGGACCCAGUUUCACGAGAGCUGAUGUGUUUACAAGUGAAAGACUCGCUUGUUCGUGGAAAAUUUCUGAAACCUGUGUCAAUUAAAAGGCAUGCAAUAUUAGAUGGAUAUUUCGCCCAGAUAAUCAUCGGAGAUUUCAACCCGAAGAGUCAUAAAAGAGGAUACAUUGAAAACAAACUUGGGCGUUUUUUUGUGCCACCAAACGGAAUAAACUCUGACGAAGGCAUAGGAGAGCUUGAUUAUGAGGCAAUGGUGUUUAACUGUCACCGGUCACAUUUGGGGUUAAGCAGAACUGAGGCCAUUACACAGUUCCUUGAGCUUGCCACAGAGUUUCCUUUUUACGGUGUUAACCUACAGCCUCCGUCAAAAGACAGGGAUGGCAACUCUGUUUGCAUAGGAAUCUAUGAGAAUGGGGUGUUGGUUUUUGAUAAUAUUGGGUUAAGUGAGCCAGGAAAUCUACUAUAUGAAUUUCCGUGGAAUGAGAUUGUUACAUUGCACCAGCACAACCGUCAUUUCCAUGUUUUGUACUACAGUGAAGAAAAGAAAGAUGGGAGCAACUACUCCUUUCGCUUCCAUGGACAUUAUGGACACAAAACAGCUCAGAGAACAUUAAUACUUGCCAUGGAACACAAGAAAUUCUUUUACCACCCAGAUAAGAAAGUGCAUCGCCGCAGUCGCUCUUUUGCAGAAGCUGAUUCCAUUGCCCGUCCUCCAGGUAAGUUUGACAGAGGGGACAAAAAAUAUGCAACUACCACCAACCUGAAGCAUCGGUACAGGUCAUCGUUUGGCAAGAUCAAGUCCAACCUUAGGAGCAAGAUGAGACAUCAUUCAAAGUCUCAAGAUUUAGAUGAGGCUGGAGUAGUUGAAGAAGCUGUUCAACCCAUCUCCAUGCAAUCUCAAGAAAGUUCUAAAAGCCCCAAGCGCCUGAUCUCUAGCGCAUCUGCUAGUCAUAGCCGCUCAACCUCACCAAGCCCUACAGCAUGUAGCCCUGGGAUUCACCGGCCUUCUUGUCCAGGCUAUGACCAUGUAGAUAGCCCCAAACAAACAAUUACAUAUGUGUGAUAGUGCUAGACAUGGUCUAGUUGUAGACCAGGAAGCCUGACCAUCGGUGGAAGAACCCUUUCUCACUGGUAAUGCCACUGGUCUCACUGUCUUGCAAAUUUCACAGUUCAUCUUUCCCUCUACCUUCCCUUCUCCAAAGAACACAGCUACCAGAACACAGCAUUGAAGUGGUUGCAAAUCAGACAUCAGACUCUUGUUUAGAUUGAGAAACAAACAUUGUGUUCUCAAUUUUUCUCAGAUAUGUGAUUGAAAUUCAUGAUUACCUCAUGGUUUUGUGGUGUUGGGGAAUGAUUCUAGUCUUUGAUUGCCUCAUGGUUUUGUGGUGUUGGGGAAUGAUUCUAGUCUUUGACUGCCUCAUGGUUUUGUGGUGUUGGGGAAUGAUUCUAUUCUUUGAUUGCCUCAUGGUUUUGUGGUGUUGGGGAAUGAUUCUAUUCUUUGACUGCCUCAUGGUUUUGUGGUGUUGGGGAAUGAUUCUAUUCUUUGACUGCCUCAUGGUUUUGUGGUGUUGGGGAAUGAUUCUAGUCUUUGACUGCCGCGUGGUUUUGUGGUGUUGGGGAAUGAUUCUAGUCUUUGAUUGCCUCAUGGUUUUGUGGUGUUGGGGAAUGAUUCUAGUCUUUGACUGCCGCGUGGUUUUGUGGUGUUGGGGAAUGAUUCUAGUCUUUGACUGCCGCGUGGUUUUGUGGUGUUGGGGAAUGAUUCUAGUCUUUGUUUGCCUCAUGGUUUUGUGGUCUUGGGGAAUGACUGUAAUCGUUACUUGAAUUAUCUAACUAUUCUUUGGACUAUUCUAUACAACGUGGUGAUUUUAACAUAGACUGACUUGAUAGGCAUUUUAAGUUUUGUGUCAUGUCUUUUCAAGACCUGCGGUGUUAAAGUCACUUGCCUGGUCCAAGUCUUCAAUCCCUCUAGUGCAGAGCUCCACAACAAGAAGCAAAAGAGAUAAGAUCGAGUAAAGAUUAAAGGGACAGGUAAAAGAGAUUUGAAAGGUUUUGAAGCGAAGUAUUUUACAGGUUUCCUUUUUUUCAUGUGUGUGCUAUAGAAUAAAGUCAUUUGAAACAAUUGCAUGCUGCUUUGAAUUUUAUUUUGAAUUUUUUUUUACUGUUGUAAAAAAAGUAGAAAACAAGUUCCAAGAAGUUGGCUUUUAUUGCCAUUGUGUAAUGUACACCAAAAAAUUCAACUUUUAUCAAAAUUUAACUACGGCUCUGGGACCUUUGCACUUGGCAUACUUUAGCGGGAAUGACAACUUGGACUAGGUUCAUGGCUUUUUUUUACAAAAUGGUAGAUCAAGUAGCCUAGCCGCUAGGCAUUCAUUUGACCUUCUGUAUACAGUAAGUAAAUUAUAAUACUUAAAAAGUAUAUUGCAAAGAAAACAUAAUAAAAACACCUAUAGAUACGAUAGAUACACCAAAUAAUAAAAACACCUAUAGAUACGAUAGAUACACCAAAUAAUAAAAACACCUAUAGAUAUAAUAGAUACACCAAAACCUGGUUAGUUGUGCCUGCCUUUUUUGAGGAGUUAUUAAUUAUUAAUGGCAGGGUAGACUGACUUAAUCAGUUUCUUGGUUAGUAAAGAUAUAUUUGAUUAGUCAUUUAUGAAAUAUAUUAGCAGGUGUAUAGACAGGAAAGAUGAGGCAUGCCUCCUGUACCAGUGAGCUAGGAUGUCAUACCAAAUGGAAAAAUGUUCCCUUGAAUUGGUAAUUAAUGCCUCUUACCCUGGGGUUAUUUUAUUUUAUACACGAUAGGCCCCCUUCAACAAUUAUAUGUGCUCUGGUAUCAAUGGAGGUCCUGAUAUUAAGCCAUUAUUGGAUGAGGUUUUUUAGUGAUAUCUGGAAUAAUCAACGUCAAGACUGAUUUUUCUUGGCGAACAUUGCUGAAUUCAAAAAUUGUUUUAUUAUUCAUUGAUUCAGUAAAACGCACUUACUCGAAAACAAAAUUUAUUGCUGAUUUGCAGAAAGACUGCCACUUCUCAAAAAUCGAAGUUGCAUUGCACACAUAGAAUCACAAAUCUGCUAGCUGAUGAGGCAGACUCUCAGCGUGAUUCUCAAAAGCGCGCUUUUAGCCAAUCAGAAUCAACAUAGUGAGCGCGAUAUAAUAAUAAUGCACAGUAACCCACAGUUGUUACCCACAGUAACAACAAAACAUAGUAGAACCAUAUCCCCUUUACUAUUUUUUAAAGCUAGAUACUGUGGAUACAAAUGCGCUGUUUUUGGUCAGUAUAGGAGUAAAUGGGGUUAGCAAAGUGUGUCUAGUCUUUUAAAACAGAAACUCUACAGAGUCUAGGGCAUGUAAAAAUAAGAUGUGAAUGUACAUUAGGGAAAGUUCAUUUAUUAUCGUGAGGGGGAGCAUAAGGAUACUGUAUAGCACCAAGCAUUAUCAUGUUGAAACCUGGAGUUAGUCGCAUCUUUGAUAAAUUGAGUGCCUUUA